This is a messenger RNA of Anopheles funestus (African malaria mosquito), 3240 nucleotides long. It is a transcript of the gene Stt3A, whose product is annotated as dolichyl-diphosphooligosaccharide--protein glycosyltransferase subunit STT3A. Gene Ontology annotation, cellular component: membrane. The transcript is spliced from 4 exons. The record is from RefSeq and is a predicted model, not a curated record. Gene Ontology annotation, molecular function: dolichyl-diphosphooligosaccharide-protein glycotransferase activity. NCBI's taxonomy places the organism in Eukaryota, Metazoa, Arthropoda, Insecta, Diptera, Culicidae. Bases 630 to 2765 code for a protein of 711 amino acids. Gene Ontology annotation, biological process: post-translational protein modification.
CAUAAUGACAGUUGCCUGACAGCACCGAUAACGCUGAUGUGCCACGCCAGAAAGUUACAUUGUAUUUGACUUGGUGGUAGACCCAAACGCCGGUCUUUCUGGAUCCUUUUCGACGACUCUAGACUUGCUGGCUGGUUUCGUUUUCGUGGGGACAUUCGUCGUUCCUGUUUGUGCAGUAACUGCUGUAUGCUGUGGCGGUAUACAUUGUGCCUUCACGCUCCACAAUGGUGAACUGAACGGGGGGGGCUGUUCUAGUGUGCCGCUAGAGAAUGCAUUUCGGGAGAAGCAGUAAUAACAACAACGAAAACCGGGAGAUCGGAAAAUACGGGUUUUGAUAGUACACGAUCAGCAUUCUAUUAAAGAGAAGUAGAAGCGUUUUACGUUGGUGGUUGGGCAAAUGAAUAAAACUUUCUGUCACCAAAUCGUAAACGGUAUUCGGAUUCCAUUUAGCCGGCGCCAUCAAAACGGUGCGUCUUCUAGUCAUCAUAGCGACGAAAAGAAACGAGCAAAAGCGACCGGUCACAGAACGCUGUGAAUAUAAACCAAACAUCACAAUUAAUUGAUCUGUACAGUGUGCAGUACGAUUUGUCCCCCAAAAAAAAACGAAUAAAUAGUUGCUGGAAUAUAAAAUGGAUCAAGUAACGAAGCUACGCUUGAAUCUGGAGAAACAGGAAAGCCUCAUAAAGCUGGGCAUCCUGACAACGGCGGCUAUUCUGUCUUUCUCGACGCGUCUUUUCUCCGUCCUCCGGUUCGAGAGUGUCAUUCACGAGUUCGAUCCGUACUUUAACUACCGCACCACGAAGCAUCUUGCAGAGCAAGGGUUUUAUAACUUCCACAACUGGUUCGAUGAUCGAGCGUGGUACCCGUUGGGCCGUAUUAUUGGUGGUACGAUCUAUCCCGGUUUGAUGGUUACAUCCGCCGUCCUGUAUCGUUUGAUGUGGCUGGUAAAUAUUACGGUCGAUAUACGGAAUGUGUGCGUAUUUCUCGCACCAUUCUUUUCCUCCCUUACCACCAUCGUGACGUAUCUGCUGACGAAGGAAAUACACAGCAGCGGUGCAGGACUUGUGGCGGGCGCAAUGAUAUCGAUUGUGCCGGGAUACAUUUCGCGCUCGGUUGCCGGAUCGUACGAUAACGAAGGGAUCGCCAUAUUUUGCAUGCUGCUCACGUACUACACCUGGAUCAAGGCGGUCAAGACGGGUGCCAUCCUGUGGGCGACGUUCGCUGCGUUGGCCUACUUCUACAUGGUAUCGUCCUGGGGUGGUUACGUGUUUCUCAUCAAUCUGAUCCCGCUGCACGUGCUGGCGCUGAUGGCGACGGGUCGUUUUACGCAUCGCGUUUACAUCGCGUACAGUACGCUGUACACGAUCGGCACCAUACUUUCGAUGCAGAUUUCGUUCGUUGGUUUUCAGCCGGUACAAAGCUCGGAGCAUAUGCUUGCGUUCGGUGUGUUCGGUCUCUGCCAGCUGCACGCAUUCGUCGAUUACGUACGGUCGGCCGUGCCGAAGGAACAUUUUGAAACGCUGUUCCAAGCGCUGAUUGUGACGAUAGCAUCGGUUGCCGCCCUGAUCGGGUUGGCACUCACCGUUACUGGGAAAAUUUCCCCCUGGACCGGACGAUUCUACUCACUGCUCGAUCCAUCGUACGCGAAAAAUCACAUCCCCAUCAUUGCAUCCGUGUCGGAGCAUCAGCCAACGUCCUGGUCAUCGUUUUACUUCGAUCUGCAAAUUCUGGUCUUUCUGUUUCCGGCUGGACUGUACUUUUGCUUUUCCAAGCUCUCGGAUGCAAACAUUUUCAUCAUCCUGUACGGUGUGACCAGUAUCUAUUUUGCUGGUGUUAUGGUACGUUUAAUGCUGGUUCUAGCGCCGGUUAUGUGCAUCCUGUCCGGUAUUGCCAUUUCGCAUCUGCUGACCAAAUAUAUCCGGAACAUGGACGUGAGUGGAACGGGUGCCGCUACUGUCGCAGAAAGCAGCAAUCGCAAGACGAAAGCACGUUACGAGCAGCAAUCGUCGGUGAAGAAUGAGGUCGCAAUUGGCUUUGUACUGCUCGUUACGUUUUUGCUCAUCACAUACACGUUCCACUGCACCUGGGUUACGUCGGAAGCGUACAGCUCGCCCAGCAUUGUGCUGAGUGCACGUUCGCAGGACGGUGGGCGGAUCAUUUUUGACGACUUUCGUGAGGCGUACUAUUGGCUGAAGAUGAAUACACCGGAGGAUGCACGCGUUAUGUCUUGGUGGGAUUACGGUUACCAAAUAACAGCAAUGGCUAACCGUACCAUACUGGUGGACAAUAAUACCUGGAACAAUACACACAUUUCACGCGUCGGUCAAGCAAUGGCAUCGACCGAGGAAAAGGCAUACGAAAUAAUGAAAGAGCUGGACGUGGAUUACGUUCUAGUCAUUUUCGGUGGAUUAACUGGUUACUCGUCUGAUGAUAUUAAUAAAUUCCUUUGGAUGGUUCGUAUCGGUGGAAGUACGGAUCGUGGCGCCCACAUCAAGGAAAUGGACUAUUACGCCCCGAGCGGAGACUUUAGAAUCGACAAAGAAGGUUCGCCCGUGUUGCUGAACUGUUUGAUGUACAAAAUGUGCUACUAUCGCUUCGGGCAGGUAUAUACGGAGGGUGGCAAAGCGCCCGGGUACGAUCGGGUCCGGGGUGCCGAGAUUGGCAACAAAGACUUCGAGCUGGAUGUGCUUGAGGAGGCGUACACGACCGAACACUGGCUGGUGCGAAUUUACAAGGUGAAAGAUCUUAGCAAUCGUGGCGUUUAAAAACGGCACACGCUCUAAUUCUUCGCUUUCUUCGAUAUGUUUUGAAAGUUUCACUCUACUAGUUCGGUUUUCAAACAAUAUUAAAUACUUUCCACUACUUCAUUUUUCAUUACACGAGCUUAAACGGAGCAAAACGGAACAAAUUAUAUUUCUUACACACUUUUCUUUGUCAUACCUUUGCAAAUUGGAAUCACAGAAUUGUUCGUGCGAUACAUGCAUUUAUUAUUUUUAUUUCCUACCAGUGGUUUAUACAUCCCAAAGUAAAGCUUAUGUUCACCAUAGUUCGGUUAUUAGAUGCGAUUGAAGAAAAAAAACCUUAUCCCUUUAAGAAAAGAACCAACCUUUGAAGCGCACACAGGUUUAGCAAACCAUCAUAGACGAGUCCUAAAACAAGCAAAAGCAAAUUGACCAUGGCAAAUGGUGAGGAUAAUCUAAGAUUUCUUAGGAUAUCAUUCCACACGAGAGAGAGAGAGAG